CCCGGAAGGACGGCGUCCGCCCGUCUCGUGACCGCCGCGGCGACCGCCCGCCCGCCUCCGCGCGGGGCUCCGGGGAGGGGUCGCCAUGGCGGCAGACGCCCCCGGUACCGUCCCGGUGCAGCUGGUGGAGCAGCCCAGAUUGCUGAAGCUGAAGGAGAGUUUUAUAGCAAAAUUUGGAUCAGCUCCCAAGUUUUAUGUUCGUGCACCAGGGAGAGUCAACUUAAUAGGAGAACAUAUAGACUACUGUGGUUAUGCCGUGCUCCCUAUGGCUAUAGAACAAGAUAUUUUGAUUGCAGUAGAACCUGUAAAGACUGAAGUUGUGCAAUUGGCCAAUAUAAAUUCUUCGUACUUGGAUUUCACUACUAGCGUCAAUAACAUUCAGAUUAACAAAACCAAACCUCAGUGGCAUAACUACUUCUUGUGUGGACUGAAGGGUAUUCAGGAACAUUUUGGUCUUAAUAACCCAACUGGAAUGAAUUGUCUGCUAGAUGGAACCAUCCCUCCAAGUUCUGGUCUUUCUAGCUCCAGUGCUUUGGUGUGCUGUGCAGGACUCGUGACCCUAAAAGCUAAUGGAAAAACCCUCUCCAAGGUGGAACUUGCAGAAAUUUGCACCAAGAGUGAACGUUACAUUGGCACAGAAGGUGGAGGAAUGGACCAGUCAAUCUCUUUUCUGGCAGAAGAAGGAACUGCCAAGUUGAUAGAGUUCAGUCCUCUGAGGGCAACUGAUGUUAGACUUCCAAGCGGAGCAGCGUUUGUUAUUGCUAACAGUUGUGUUGAAAUGAAUAAAGCAGCAACUUCUCAUUACAAUAUUAGGGUAAUGGAGUGUCGUCUGGCUACAAAGCUUCUCUCAAAGUCAAAAAGUUUGGACUGGAAAAAAAUGCUGAGACUCCAAGAUGUGCAGGCCAGCCUAGGAGUUAGCCUGGAGGAAAUGCUGACCAUUGUCGAGGAGGUAUUGCAUCCGGAGCCGUACAGCACAGAGGAAAUUUGUAAAUGCCUGGGAAUUAGCCUGGAGGAGCUCCGCUCUCAGAUCCUGAGUCAAAACACGCAGAAUGUUUCCACCUUCAAGUUACACCAGCGUGCAAAGCAUGUGUACAGCGAAGCUGCCAGAGUGCUGGAAUUUAAGAAGAUAUGCAGCGAAGCACCUGACAAUGCAAUCCAGCUGCUGGGAGAAUUAAUGAACCAGAGCUAUAUCAGCUGCAAGGAAAUGUAUGAAUGCAGCUGUCCUGAACUGGAUCGGCUGGUAGACAUCUGCCUGCAAUUUGGGGCCGUCGGGUCACGUCUGACUGGAGCUGGAUGGGGCGGCUGCACUGUGUCAAUGGUGCCUACUGACAAGCUCAAUACUUUCCUAAAAAAUGUUAAAAAAGCUUAUUACCAAAAUGAUGGCCAAAGGUUAGCGCUGGAGAAUAAUGGUCUCUUUGCUACCAAACCUGGAAGAGGAGCUUUGGUUUUUGUUGAGGCCUAAAGAACAUAAAAAUUGUAAAGAAACUAUGUAAAGCAUUUAUAACUGGCAGGACUUCCCACGCCACAGUAAAUGAAAGCCUCUUCUGGGUUUUAUUAUGAGUAGUUGCUAUUAUCAGAAUAUAUUUCUGAAGAAGGAAUUAAUCAGGAACACUGAUUACAAAAUCUAUUUUUCCCAAUAUUAAAAUAUUUUCUGUGUAAAUGCUAAUUUACCAAAAUCUAUUGACACACUGUAAUUGAAAAAGUGAUGAUUGUUUAUUACAACAGAUCUUUUCUUUUUCUUUUUCUGCCAUAAAAGUAAGACCAAGUAGAGCACUGAACUGUUCUCCUGAAGGGCAGGAGCCUUGCCAUGUGUGCAGGGCUGCUCAGUGCUUACAUCAGUGGCCAGAUGUUGUUUCUGGAAUCCUAUGAAAACGGAAGAUCAACCUGAUGAAUUAAGAACAACAAAAACAGAUGGGCCUUGCUGCACAUGCCAUGUUUCAUGCUAGUCUCAGAUACAAUUAUUAGUCUUGCAAUUAAUGACAAUAUUGGAAGGGAACCUGCGGGCCAAAUAAAACAUUGGGAACACUUCAUGUUAAGCAGGAAACCUUAACUUCUAGCUAUCGUUCUUCUAUACCUUGGUGUAAGGGUGACUGAUGAAUGUUUCAGUGAGAAUGCUGUCUGUGACCCAUCCAACAAGACAGCACGCGCGCCUUACCAAAUCAGUGAACAAAGAACAAAGGUUGGCUGUGAGUUGUCCAAGUACCACACGCUCGUUGUUCAGUCCCAGCUGCGUUUACAAGGUCGAUGAAUUUGCAUUUUCAAGCUGUGGAGGAUUAAAUACAGCCACAAACUGCACUUUCCUUCAAUUCAUGCUGUGCCUAAAGAAGCUCCUGACAGGCUCCAGGUUGCAACCACAAAUCACUGGAAGCGUAAUACCC
Molecule: messenger RNA, 2378 nt
Organism: Tympanuchus pallidicinctus (lesser prairie-chicken)
Lineage: Eukaryota; Metazoa; Chordata; Aves; Galliformes; Phasianidae
Gene: GALK2
Product: galactokinase 2
Exons: 10
Coding region: 86-1462 (458 amino acids)
Biological process (GO): carbohydrate phosphorylation; galactose metabolic process
Cellular component (GO): cytoplasm; cytosol
Molecular function (GO): ATP binding; galactokinase activity
Source: RefSeq, a predicted model, not a curated record